Schizosaccharomyces cryophilus OY26 is the source of this 587-nucleotide messenger RNA. Its product is annotated as WD repeat-containing protein. The coding region runs from base 141 to 587 and encodes 148 amino acids. Gene Ontology annotation, molecular function: protein binding. Gene Ontology annotation, cellular component: mitotic spindle; MWP complex; microtubule organizing center. NCBI's taxonomy places the organism in Eukaryota, Fungi, Ascomycota, Schizosaccharomycetes, Schizosaccharomycetales, Schizosaccharomycetaceae. Gene Ontology annotation, biological process: protein localization to mitotic spindle pole body; microtubule anchoring at mitotic spindle pole body; mitotic sister chromatid segregation. The record is from RefSeq and is a predicted model, not a curated record. The transcript has a single exon.
AAGAAAGUGAGCAUGGUGGUUGAUAAAGCGAAAGGCGCUGUUUCUCAUUAUAUACCGAGAAGUUUUGACCAGCGUUGCUAUAGCAACAUAUGUAAAUAAAGAACCUAGUCCAAACUCUUUGGUAAAUAAAUGGAGAUUUUAUGGAUUUAACUGCUUUGUAUGCAAGUUCCAGUCCUACAUAUGCUGUAGUUUCACCUUGUAAUUGUUGGAUUGCGUCCCUUUCUCGAUCUGGCCAUGUUCUGAUACGAAGCACAGAAACCCUCGAUUUGCAGCAUGUCUUUCUUUUAAAUCCAGAGUUUGUGCAGAAAGCCGUAUAUUUGCUUUGGAAGACCAAGCCAGAUACUCCUACAUCGACACAAAUAUGCGUGGCUUCUUUGGAAAAAGCAUUUAUUUUAGAUUUUCACCAAGAGUCUUUUUAUGCUACGAUCGACUGUAACCAAGAUUCCGUUAAAAACAUCGAAUGCAGUCCUUUGGGUCAACUAUUGUUUUUCUCUGAACUUCACAAUAAAGUUACGAUUUGGACUUUGGAAUUAAAAAAAGGAUUUGUACUUUCUCAUCCAAAGGCUGACAUUGACCAAGGUAUAUGA